Messenger RNA from Toxoplasma gondii ME49, 2573 nucleotides. It is a transcript of the gene RPL40, whose product is annotated as ribosomal-ubiquitin protein RPL40. Lineage: Eukaryota; Apicomplexa; Conoidasida; Eucoccidiorida; Sarcocystidae. The record is from RefSeq and is a predicted model, not a curated record. Gene Ontology annotation, cellular component: ribosome; cytoplasm; nucleus. The coding region runs from base 276 to 665 and encodes 129 amino acids. Gene Ontology annotation, molecular function: protein tag activity; ubiquitin protein ligase binding; structural constituent of ribosome. The transcript is spliced from 2 exons. Gene Ontology annotation, biological process: modification-dependent protein catabolic process; translation; protein ubiquitination.
GGACUUCUUCGGGAGAGUCGUGGAGAGUGGACGUAGGGAAGUCCGCGUUUUGCGAUCUGGAGCGUGUGAGAAUCCGCAGGUUUGACAGUAUUUCUCUUUUCGUACUGUGCGCACAGAGAGCAUUUGCUCGUCAAACUUACCCGCGGCCCGUCUCACUUUAUCUGCGGCCGACUGUUCCAGGUGCGGGGAAUCAGCCUACCACCUAGGCGUUGUUGUUUUCCCUCCUCUGUUGUCUUUUUGUUUCGGUUCUUUUUUUCCUUACUUUGGUCGGCAAAAUGCAGAUUUUCGUGAAGACGCUCACCGGCAAGACGAUCACUUUGGACGUCGAGCCUUCCGACACCAUCGAAAAUGUCAAGGCCAAGAUUCAGGAUAAGGAGGGAAUUCCGCCUGACCAGCAGCGUCUGAUUUUCGCAGGCAAGCAGCUCGAGGACGGCAGAACCCUUUCCGACUACAACAUCCAGAAGGAAUCCACUCUCCACUUGGUCCUUCGCCUUCGUGGUGGCAUCAUCGAGCCAUCUCUUGCGUUGUUGGCCCAGAAGUACAACUGCGAGAAGAAGGUGUGCCGCAAGUGCUACGCUCGUCUCCCGCCCCGCGCCACGAACUGCAGAAAGAAGAAGUGCGGGCACAGCAACCAGUUGCGCCCUAAGAAGAAGCCCAAGAACUAAGUCUUGCGUUACAGUACAGAGAAUACUGCGUCUGCAUCUCCGAACUACUCUAGCGUUCUCUUCUCUUCGUGUCUUGGAAACCUGGGCGCACACUGUGCCCUAUUCUGCUGUGGCUUUAGCGAUGUGGUAGACUGCGUCUGUUGUCUGUCUGGUCGUACGGACCUUCCCGUGUUACGUGCAUAGAUGCGUGCGCGUGUGUGUGUUCGUGUCACGUGGAACUGAAGGAUCAAUCUAGCAGACGAGCAGCGAAUCAACACACCCCCCUGGACCGGCGGGAGAAGCUUGGGGUGGAUACGCUCUUGAGCGAAAUCCUCGAAAGCCGCUUCCAGAGUCAACACGGAUGCUGAGCGGUUCGCUGUCGCAGAAAGACCUUCUGACAGGGGGCAAAAACACACUUGGGGAAAAUGUAAGUUGCGGAGGACGACGGGGGCGAAGGAGCUGAUUUGAUGCAUGCACGAAUUUUAGGAUUUGGCUUGGAUGCGAUUUCAUCGGAGAGGCACAGACGGAUGCACAAAUUUCGGAACACUAUCCAGACAGUGUGUUUUUGCGGAUAUACUCCCAGCGAAACGUCUGUUAACUUGUUUUAGGAUUUUUAAAUAGAGCAACAGAUCGAGGCAGCAACGGAUCUCGAGCGAACAGUGUAAAUGGAUGUUGUGUAUAGUAGGGUUGUGCACUUCUGCAUCGAUCACCAGAACGCCCAUAUUCGCUAGAUGUAGAUGUCGCGUGAAAGUGAACCAGCAAAAACCAUGCUGGACUGCCGCAACAGUCCAGGCAGAAAGUAGCAGCAUACUGCUCAAUCUUCCACGUUUCGAUUUUGUGACCGUCGCAACGGGGAACGGGAAGGUCGGGUUUUGGAUGUGUCCACUUACCUCCAUUCACAGGCACUAGAGCAGAUGCAAUAUCUCAGCGAAUGAGGCAGUCGGUGGGGACUAGACAAUGUGUUUAUUAAUAGACGACGGCGGCUGUCUGCCGGCAUUUUGUUCUGUCUGACCCGAACUAACGCUGGACAAAAAUGGAAAGACCAUUUCUCAAACAGGCUCCAGUUCGCUUAGUCUUCGUGGUGUCGCGGUCGCUUACCGAUCUAAAAUAGCGAUGUCCUUUCGUCGUUUAUAUACUUCUAGUGAUGUCUGCCAAGUUCCUUGAAGCUAUUUAGCUCACUGCGUACUUAAAGACUCACUACUGAUACGAGGAAAUAGGGAUCGCGGUAGUUCUUUGGCAGACGGAACACAGACGAGCUACGUGUGCCCCCUGAGUCUAUCAAAACACCUACCGAAGUUUAGUGACUGCAGCGGAAAUUCUGUUUCGUGCAACGCCAGCGGACAAAAGUGAUGUCAUGAGUUUUUGGAAUAUCCAUCUGAAUAGCCACUGCAUCUAUCCGCUUAGCUGAUGUGAAUCUACUUGAACGGUCUGGUGGAAAGUGGUCGGUUUCCGUUUCUGCGACCAAAUUCACUCUGCCCCAAUCAAAUGCAAGCCGUCGUAGGGCUGCCUUCAUAUUUCUGUGUACCGUGAUGCAUGUGGUACACCUCGAAGAUGAGUGGCGCGUGGACGGAUUUCGCCACAUUGUGUUGGGGUCCCCAGUGUGAUAACUUCUGCGUCCCGAAACAGACAAAAGAACCCAACGGGAUUUCUGAAACGAUGGUGAGACUGGAGAGACACGCGCGAAUAGACGACCUACUGAUCCUAGUGCCCCGGUUUGCACGGAAACUGACUUUACCAAUCUCCUCCCAUCGUGCUGGCUUCCCAGGCUGCUCGCUGUUUAUCCCGUCGGUUGCCUACCAGCGAAAGGUCUAGCUGGAACAAACUAGCCCUGACAAUACUCCUUGCCUUCCCUAUUCGGCGCAGAGGAAUGCUAUUUUUCGUGAGGUUGGAGAUGCUUCACCGAUGGACGCGACAUCCUCGGUCUGAAAC